Malus domestica (apple) is the source of this 706-nucleotide messenger RNA. The record is from RefSeq and is a predicted model, not a curated record. NCBI's taxonomy places the organism in Eukaryota, Viridiplantae, Streptophyta, Magnoliopsida, Rosales, Rosaceae.
GAGCUGGAACCGACUCAAUUUGAUUCAUAGGGUUGAGAUGGACGAUGAUUCAACUCCGCAUCCUAAUUCUGUUGAAACUCCCCGAACUAACCAGCCUCCACCAGUUCCUAAAUUCAGUGCGGGCUUUAAGGGAAAACAACCUGGAUCACUACCAAAUGAUUCAACUCCUUGUCCUAAUUCUGUUGAAACUUCCCGAACUAACCAGCUUCCACCAGUUCCUAAAUUCAGUGCGGGCGUCAAGGGAAAACAACCUGGAUCACUACCAAAUGAUUCAACUCCUCAUCCUAAUCCUGUUGAAACUUCCCAAACUAACCAGCUUCCACCAGUUCCUAAAUUCAGUGCGGGCGUUAAGGGAAAACAACCUGGACCACUGCCAACUGUAUGGGAUCACUUCAUUAAACUCGAAAAUGAUGGCCUUAUCGAGCCUAGAUAUGAAUGCAAUUACUGUGGGGAGGAAUUCAGUGUGGAUAAUAUCAAGCACGGAGAUAGUAUUUUAUGGAAUCAUUUGACUGAUGACUGUGAAAAUAACCCGCAUAGAUCAGAGCACAAAAGGAAAGAGAACCCGAGUCUUGAAACUAGCCAAGUUCCAAGUUGUUCUGGUGAGAAUUCUUUGGAAGGGUGGUUAAGUAUAGCAGAAUAUAUCAGAGCAUGCAGUAAGAUGAUGAUUAUCGACGAGUUGCCUUUUAGCUUUUGUAUGAGACCUUGA